Messenger RNA from Topomyia yanbarensis, 8195 nucleotides. RefSeq names its product probable histone-lysine N-methyltransferase CG1716. The transcript is spliced from 6 exons. NCBI's taxonomy places the organism in Eukaryota, Metazoa, Arthropoda, Insecta, Diptera, Culicidae. Gene Ontology annotation, molecular function: histone H3K36 methyltransferase activity; protein binding. Gene Ontology annotation, cellular component: nucleus; chromosome. The record is from RefSeq and is a predicted model, not a curated record. The coding region runs from base 155 to 7918 and encodes 2587 amino acids. Gene Ontology annotation, biological process: regulation of DNA-templated transcription.
AUGAUGGCCGCCAUUUGUGUUCGGUAGAAGUGUUGUGAAGGGCUCGUUCGUUUUUGUAUUUUUCGGGCUGAAAACGUUGCUGAUAUCAGUCUUUUGCAGCAAGAAUCUACAGUUUGGUAACGUAUGAACCGAUGGGAAAUAUUUUGCAGUGAAAAUGGUUCGUACAACACGAACAUCGGCUGCAGUGAAAACUAGCACUCCGCCACCCAAUAGCGAGGAGAAAGAACAGGCUGUCUUGAUCGAAAGUGUGAAAGAACCGGUUCUCACUGUUGCUGGUAGUAGCGGUGAGGUUAUUCUCGAAAAAGGUCAGUCGGAUGAGACACCAGGGUCACCAAAUUUAAGUCCAUCGGUCAUCUUACAAAAACUGCCAAUAGAGCAGUCAAUUUCGUCUAAUUCACGGAAGAUAUUUCGAGGCAAAGCUCAAGCUACAAUGGCAGCUAGGGAGACAAGAAGUCAGAAAAGAACAUCUACAACGAUGGAUGACGACGGUGUUGUUGAAUUGAUCGAGAUUUUGGAUGAUGAUUCCAAGUCUCGUGAUUGUAUUACUGUAGAAUCCGAAGAUCGUUGUGUUGUGAAGCUGGACGAAGAUUUUGAUGAUAUUACAUGUUCAGUGAUCAGCAAGGUUUGUUCGACAGCAACGACUGAAGGAAACUCUAAAACACAUUUCAGGCGUUCGAAGAACGUGGUCGGCGACGCGAGCAACGAAAACGAUGGUGAUAAACAGAGUUUUCAAGAGGAACGUACACUUUGCAUCUUGAUGGAUAAAGUAGGAGUAGUAGGUUCAGAAUUGGCAGAGAAAAGUGACAAGAAGACUGAUGAAGACGAUGCAUCCAGUUCGGUGAGUAGUGGCCCUCAGCUAAGUCUCGAGACUGAGGGCGACACUCCGAAACAGGAGGUGGUUGGAACACGUAAGUCCAAGCGGCAGGUCAGGGUAACGAAUAAGUAUCGGGACUUUGUCGUUGAUGCACCCCUGCCUUCAUCACAAGUUCCCUAUUCAGAUAUAAAAUUAGCUCGUGGCAACGGUGGUGGAAGAAAGAGUCAAGCGAAAGAGAUUGAACCAGUUGCGUUCUCUGAGGAUUUUUGCGCGGAAUCACCACCGAUGCUCCUUCAUCCGCCCAGGAGAACGUACAUAAAUAAAAAGGGAAAUGCUUCAAAAAUGGAAGUGCAGGAAAAGCCAGCUAGACGCAUGACCAGGUCAAAAACUCCGACUCCUCGUGGCCGUAAGAAGAAAGAACUUUCGAUUAAUGAAUCGUUGUUACAAUUUGACGAUGAAACGAUUGAGCUUCCUGGGCCAGAUGAUAGAAGCGAGUCGACACUGACUGUGAACAUCGACAGCAGUUAUUUUUCAGACGACGACAUCUUCAGGUACGAUGAAACUCCGUCCCCUGAAGAAUUUUUUGGGUGGCCCGAAGAAGACUUAAUUGAUUUGGGUGCAGGGCCUUCGUUCUCAACGCUAUCCACUAUUUCGGCGUUUGCGUCCGAUCCUUGUGUUGGAUAUGUGGGCUCACUACUGACGGACGAUACCUCAAGAACCGAUGAAAGGUCAGAGAUGGACGGAACAAUUAAAAAACGUCGCGGAAGAGCACCGAAGGCAGUUAAACCAAAACCUGUUGUCACCGUUGAUGAACCCAGCAACACACGCCCGGCAGGUUCUACGUUUAUUAAAAGAUCUUAUAAAACUCCGAAAACUAGCCCAAUAGCAGCUACGUCUGUUGAUCGUUCUCAAGAAAGUUCAUUCAAAAAAAUUCCUGAAACCCUCAAAGUUGUGUCACCAGUAAAAGUUGUGUCACCAGUAAAAGUUGUGUCACCAGUAGUUACUGAACCAUCAGAUACAGUGACACAGAUGGAUCUCAGUAUCGAUGAUGUUUUGGAAGGUGCCGUCGAGAUAGUGUUACAGGCUGAGGAGAUCGUUCUUGAGAACGUUGAGGAUUCUGUGGGAGUUAUUCCAGUAGAUGUUCCAAAACCGCCCAGAAAUAGGCGCCGAAUUCGUGGUGGUAGACGGCCUUCGCCAUCCAGUGGCCAACCAAGAAGGGGAAGAAGUCGAAGAGAUGGCUAUCCUAGUCCUGAAGAAGAUUCCGUAGAUAUUAAACCUGCUGAAGAUGUUAGCCAGAUUACAACAGAUGUUAUUGCAGAUAAGGAAAAGAACAUCCCAUUUGUGACAGAACAACCGAUGGCAGACAUUGAAACGAUUACAAUGCAAGCGGCCAUUGAAGAAAUAAAUACGAAAUCUUCGAUUGCGGAAACUAUCACAAAUAUCGUUCCGGUUGAGGGCUCGGACAAUUCGACGUUGAAGACGGCGAAAAAAUUAUAUCAACGUCGCAAAUCGCAAUCUAACUCCCGUAGUCAAAGAGCUAUGUCCACUACCCCAGACAAACUGAAAAAAGAGUUCGACUUUUCUAAGGAAUCAUCAAGCUCUCGUAGACGAAGAGCUCUAUCCACUUGUACGCCAGAAAAAUUGAAAAAAGUGUCAGACAUUUCUAAGGAAUCGUCGGGCCUUAAAAUACCCGACACAGGGGAGAUAAUUUUGGAAUCAAAAGAUAUCAUUCCAGCUGAGCUCGUUAAAAGGGAAAUCCCGAAAGAGACGAAAGAAGAUCAGAUACAUUUUACCAAAAAGGAAACGCCGAAGGAUUCGAAAAAGUCCUCCUCCGGGGAUAGUAGAGACCGCCGUAGCAAGAGCACUACAAAAGAUGUCAAAAAAUCAAGAGAACACAAGGAACAUUCGUCCUCUAAAGAGCACAGGGAACGGGACAGCAGCCGAAAAGAUCGUGACUCGUCCAGGAGUCACAAGGAUAGAGACAAGGAAAAACACCGUAAGCGUAGCUCCGAAGGAAGCAAAAAGGAUCGACGAUCGGAUGUUACCGAAUCCGAUAAAAAAAGAUCCGAAUUUAAAGAAGUGUCGAGCGAAAAGAAGCAUGACUCUAGCAAAAAGCGGAGUGAGAUAGGUGAGAAAAAAUCGUCUGAAAUGGAAAAACGAGAACCGAAACCGGCCACACCUGUCCCCAAGUUGACGGACAAACCGAAAAAAUGUUUUGAUUCAGAAUUGCAAGCGAUGGAUCCUAGCGCAACAAAAAACAAAUCGUCCGAUGAUUUGAAACGCUCGAAAGAGCACGAAAAAGUACGCAAAUCGGACAAACAUCGUAGUGAAUCAGAGAUGCGGAAGAAGAGUUCCAGUGAUUCGAAACCAACACACAAGGAAUCUAAAGAGAAGAGUCGUUCCACCGACUCUUCUCCAGUAUGUUCUAAGCAAGCUGAAUUGGAUACGCGGAAAAAAGAUUUGAUCGAACUGAAAUCAGUUUACAAAGAAUCGAAAGAAAAAAGUCGGUCAGAACAAUCCUCUCCUGCUUCAUCUAAGCACGGUAGUUCGUCCAGCUCUAAGAAAUCAUCAUCAAAAAGCCACUCCAGUUCUAAUCGAAAAGAGUCUACUUCUAGUAGUAGCUCAAAGUCAAGAAAAAGUUUACCCAUAUCCAUGAAAGAUGAGAAGCUUAGGGAAGAGUUUUCGGCGAAAAAGGAUUACAUCAAAGAGAAAAUCGUAGAUGUAAUUCCUUCAGUAGACGCGGCACCACCGGUAGAAUUGGACACUCCGAAAGAACCACUACCACAUGUUGACAUUGUAGAAGCGAAGGAGGAAAUUAAACUGGAACAAAUAUCCGAGGUAGAUCUUUCUGUACAGCAAGAGCCCACGCAGUGCGAAUCUCUUCGUAUCGUAACGAAAGCUUCCAGGAAGAUGUACCAGUGUGAGGAAGAGAUUAAGAAUGACACUGUUUCGGAGGAAUCUCUUCCGACAGAAACGACAGUCGAGCCUGUGAAACAAGAAAUCAAAGUGGAACAGGAGGUAAAGAAGGAGCAGGUGGAAGUAGCAUUGGAGCAAAUUUCUGAGGCUUUUGAUGCCAGCGUUCAAAUAUCUGGUCCACGACCGGAAAUUGCUUUGAAAGAAUUCGAAAACAUUUCCCUUUCGGAAGACAAACCGCCUGUGGAACCACUUCCGGCGGCAGAGCAGAAACCAGUUGUUCCGGAAGUUGAGCCGGCAUCUGUUCGUGAGGAUGAAUCGAUUUCACCUCCAUCACAGGAGGUGUCAAAUGAAGAUUCCAAUUCGAACAAUAGCUUAACUUUAGACAGUGCUAAGGAGAUGAAAGUAGAUCCGGAUGAUAGUAGCAUUCGACGCUCGUCCCGUAUUAAAACUAUUAGCUCACAGAAGCAGAGAACUAGCGGACAUGGUCUUGUCAAGGAUAAGGAUAAGUUUCUCAAGAAGACAACCAUUUCGGUGGGAAUCGAUACGAAGGUGCUGAAGGACGCUCUUACGGGAAACUUUAAUGUGAUUACUACUGCCGAUGGUACUGCUGGAGGAGAAGGACAAGGAAUCGGAGAAUACGACGCGUCGGUAACUAAUAUUGAACUUUCUGAAGAGUACCUGCGUGAUAUGGAAGAGAAACUCAGUCGUUUCGAAACAAUUCGGGAGAAUCAUUAUCACUGCGAUAAAGUUAUCAGCAAGGAAGCGAAAAAGAUGAUGUGCGAUUGUUUUCUAACUUCGGAGGAAAUCGAGCGAGGUGAGCUGGGCUGUGGAGAAGAUUGUCUGAACAAGCUGCUGAUGAUUGAGUGUGGCUCACGGUGUGUCGUAGGGGACCGGUGCACAAAUAAACGAUUUCAGAAGCAGGAAUAUGCCAAUUGCCAAGUUUUUCGAACAGACAAAAAGGGCUUUGGUAUACAGGCCAGCACAGAGAUUGUACCGGGUGAGUUUAUCAUGGAGUACGUGGGAGAAGUGUUGAACAGCGAACAGUUUGACGAACGUGCCGAACUGUACUCCGAAGAAAAGAACAAACAUUAUUAUUUCAUGGCAUUGCGUAGCGAUGCAAUUAUUGAUGCUACUACAAGGGGAAACAUUUCCCGGUUUAUCAAUCACUCGUGUGACCCGAACGCGGAAACGCAGAAAUGGACGGUCAACGGUGAGCUGCGCAUUGGAUUCUUUAGUACGAAGUAUAUUGUGCCGGGAGAGGAAAUUACGUUUGACUAUCAAUUCCAACGAUAUGGAAGACGCGCUCAAAAAUGUUACUGCGAGGCGGUGAACUGCACCGGUUGGAUUGGCGGUGAUCCGGGUAGCGAUGGUGAAUCAGAGUAUGAAGACGAAGAGGAAGUUGAAGAAAGUGAAGAGGAAGAAGUUCCACCGGAGACAGUAGCAGUUUCCGAAAUCUCCCCAGAAAUUACCAAACUGGAUGAAAUUAGCAGCGCUGGCGAAAUAUGCAAACCAACCGUUGAGGGUGAAUUGGAACUGACUAAGCAGGUAGAACCCACGGUUGCAGUUAAAGUUACCAAACCUAAAAAAGUUCGCAAACGAGCCGAACGACCGAAGAAACGACGUCCUCAAAUUCACGAGGAUCCUGAUUUGGAGAAGGAAAUUAACAACCUUCUGAAGACAGGUUUGAAGAAUCAAGCUCAAACGUUGAAAUUGUCCCGGUUAAUGGUGCGCGCCAAGGAUAUAAAAUCCAGAAGUCGUUUGCUAACAAUUCUGCAGAGCGGAGAACUGCCUUGCCGACGUCUCUUCCUGGAUUACCACGGUUUAAGGUUGCUGUAUGGUUGGAUCUGCGAAUCAACCGAAUCUGUUGAGGAUCUUAAAUUCCGAAUACAAAUACUUGACACCCUGGACCGGUUACCCAUACCAAACAAAACAAUGCUGAAAGAUAGCAAAAUUAUGCAAACGAUCGAGAAGUGGGCUAAAAUCGAUAAACCUAAGGAAAAGGAGAAAGAAGUAGAGAAAGAGAAGGAAAGGGAAACCUCCAGCACUAGCUCUCCAAGUGACAGCAACGAAGCAGGAAGCGACAGCAACACGAGUUCAUCGGAUGCCAAGAAGCAAGACAUUGUUGGUAAUGCAGAAGUUCUAAAGAACAUGCCAGAGUUACUGAAACUCGCAGAUCUAGGGAGGUUGAAGGAAAUCAUCAGCAGCACCUGCGUUGAAAAGGAAGCGGAAAAGGAAAAACUCUCCAGUAGUAUUAGUGAACCGAUCCCAUCUGCUGCUAGUAUAUUAGAUUCAAUUGAAAUUCCCGAACCGGAAGAUGAGAACGCACCGGAGGAGAAACGCCUUGGCACACAGAUAAGAAUCCUAUCCUGUAAGCUGCUCGUAAGUUGGAUUAAUCUUAAAGAAGUGUUCCGUAUCCCCAAAAGGGAACGAAUCGAACAGAUGAAGGAACACGAACGAGAAGCUGAUCUUCGCUACAAAGCACUGGGUCUUGGGGAAGACGACAAUCAGUCAUCCAACCGACACUCCUCCAGUCGCUUCUUCGAUCGGUCUCGUGAACUUAAACGUCGGAAGUCGGUUGACGAAGCCAGCUUCUACAAAAUGAAAAGAUCUCUAGCUGCCAGCUCAAAUCCCUUGAUGAAAAUGGACAAUAUGUCGAAGCAACAGCGUCGGCAAAUGUUUGAAAUGAAGGUCGCUCACGAAGAAGCCGAGCGUCGGAAUAAGGAACUUUGGAUGCAGCACGAAAACAAUUGCAUGAAAUUCGGACUCAAUCCGCAUCUGACUGCUCCGCAAGAUGUUCCAGCCAAGAUGAAUCCAGCCACAGGAGAAUAUUUCGCCGCGGAUGAUCGUCUUCUGCAAACACCUCCAAGCCAUGUAUAUUUUAAAGUACUGCCACCCCCGUUACCUACGAAUCCGGAGGACUACGAACUCCCACCCAUGGAUUUGCCUCCCCUGUGGAAGUUUGCCAUUGACACGAGGGGAUUUCUAUAUUACUAUCACGUGAAAGAUCGUAUACCCCAGUGGGAACCACCGCAAAAGGAUACCGCACCGGGCAGUGGUUUACGCGAUGAAGAUAUUUCAAUGAGUUCCGACUCCAGCACAACAGAUACAGAGGAUUCCGAGGAGGAAUAUUUGAACAUGCAACUAGAACAGUUGCUCAAGAGAAAGAAAAAACAGCAGUCCAGUUUUAACUUGGACGAUGUCCUAGCCAAGCCUGACGAUAUGAAUGAUGAUCUUUCCAAAACGAUCAAAGAUUUGGAGGCGGGCGAUUCCUCUCCUCGUACAAGUGGCAAAACUGAUAAAUCACUUGGUGAUACAUUCGAGAAGACGGCUGAUGAACUGUUACAGCACCGGAGAAGGAAGCACAGUAACAAGCUUGUGCAGGAAAGGGUUAUUAGUCCCCGUACUGAGGAGGACAAGCUAUACGGCCAGAUGGAGAUGAAACGAUACAAGGAAACCAAAGAGAAACUUCGCCGCCGGAAAGAGGAAGCGAAACGGCUACGAGCCCGAAGCAUGCUGGAUAAGUCACUGGCGGACAGUCCGUUCAGCGGUUCCUUCGCAGCGGAUGUACUGGACAAGAGUGCGGCAGAGUGUGCCCUCAUCGAUGACGAUCUGGUUGUGUCACACAAAAUCGUUGAUGAUAAGUGCAUCGUUGACGAGCUGGACAUUUUGACUAAGAAAAAGAAAAUUUCACCCUACGAAGAGUGGCAAAAAGUUAAGCAGCGACUUGGGAAGAAACGAGCAGCAAAGACAGGCGAAAGUUCAUCUUUCGGGGGACUAUCGUCUUCGACGGCUGCUUCCACGUCACUGGGCGCCAGCUCUUCGAAGAUUGGUAAACGCAAAAAACCUGAUAAAAUUGACGUUAACAGUGACGAAGCCAAAAAGAUUAAAGAGAAAUUCCGCGGCGAAAUCGCCGGUGUUAUUGUGCAGCAUUUGGGGGCAUACCGUAAAGAUUCUUGCCAAACUGGACGAAUUACCAACACAGACGACUUUAAGCAUUUGGCUAGAAAGUUGACUCACUUUGUGCUGGUGAAGGAACUCAAGCAUUGCGACAACACAAUCAACGAACUGGAGGUAACCGACUCAGUGCGAACCAAAGCUCGCGAAUUCAUUAAAAAGUACAUGGCCAAACAUGGAACCAUUUAUGUUCGGGGCGAAAACGAACCCGAUUAUGCUAGUAUAAAUCUCUGAGACAACGCCAAGGGGAAAGUGGAGCAACCGACAGUUGCUCCUCCAGCUCCCCAGGAAUAAAAUACACAUAGAGUAUUUUCAACAUGUUUUCAAAAAGUUUAGAUAUAUAGGUUGAAUCUAAUUUAUAAAAAGAAACAUAAUUAGUGUGAAUUAGUAUACACUUAGAACUACAUAUUUCAAUUCAUAGCAAUUGAUUUUAAAAAUUAAUUGACGUGCAUUAAAGUUUUAGAGAGUGAAAUAAAAGAGUUUACCGUGAUUAAAGCCGUUGAACAUGGAA